Molecule: messenger RNA, 1068 nt
Organism: Ixodes scapularis (black-legged tick)
Lineage: Eukaryota; Metazoa; Arthropoda; Arachnida; Ixodida; Ixodidae
Exons: 10
Molecular function (GO): metallopeptidase activity
Source: RefSeq, a predicted model, not a curated record
GAAAUUAUAGUGCCCGUAAAAGCCGCGGGUAUUGUGGAUGGACGAAGACCUCAAGACUUUGAUAAGCUGGAGCAUCACAAAAUGUGGCUGGGAGUCCAAAUGCUAUAUGAUGAUACGUUUGUACAGAGCAGCGUGAAACUUUCGGAAAGCACAAACCAAUAUCUUUUAGCACUGUUACAAGCUGCUGAGUUAAGGUUCGCAAAUAUAAUGGAUCCUGUCAUUGAACUAGUAUUGACGAAAACAACCCGUGUGGAUGACAAGUUUCUUUUUCUAGAUCGGUCUGGUGAGGUCAACUAUUAUCAAUCAUUGCAAUUCCUGAAGGAUGGAGCUCCAGGUUAUGGAAUACAUUUUGGAGAUGCAGAUCUCGUGUUAUUUGUAACAGGCCGGUCUGUUGAACCUGCAUUAUUAAGGCCAGAUGGCUCUUGGAUUGGUACGCCCAAAAUAGGUGGUGUAUGCACGGGUGACAAAUUCGGCCUCGUUUACGAUGACGGAAACUCUUUCAGCAGUGCAACUGACUUGGCGCAACAGAUAUCAUUUCUAUUGGGCGCGGAAAGACCUGCGAAACACGACGGCUCCCUUUUGUCCCAAGCCGGCGGGGGAUCCCGAUAUUAUGGCCUCAGCGAAGAAGGCAAAAGAGCGAUCCUCGAGCAUUACAAGAAGUAUCAUAAGUUAUCAAGCUGCUGCUGGAAAGACAGACCAAGGCCAAUUCAACCAAAAUAUCCAGCUGACUUUAUGUUAGACAGAAAUGUGGAUAUAUGUGAAGCAUCCUAUGGAACCUCCUACAAAGAAUACCCGGUGCAAACAGAAGGCCGACGGGUUUCUGCUCAAUGCCGUAUAGCGUGCCGCAAUGAUGGUGGUGAUCGCAUACGUGUACGUGAGGCAUUCGUGCCUGAUGGAGCAAAAUGUGGUUCAGAAGGUCAAAUAUGUGUUUACGGAUGGUGCAUAAAUAGAAUUGGGGACUACCUAUCUCCGCCUGGGCUUGCGAUUCCAGCGAUUGCAGGAGGAACACCCUUCGACUGGGAUAAAUUAAAGUUGGAAAUAGAGUCUGAAAACGAAGAUGAAACAUAG